UAUAAGGAAAUCGAGGCGAUAUAUAUAGAUAUAUUACAUAUAUAUAUAUAUAAAUUUUUUUUUGUAUGCAGGAAACGGAAGUGAUCAUAACGCAUGUGCUAGUGUAGUAGAAAUUGACGUGUGAAAUUGACGUCAUGAGUUUAGUUAAAGUUUGGCAAGGUUACUUCGUUAAUAUUCGUGAACACGUUCCGUUUGAUUGGUUUUAUUUCGUUUUCUAAGCCAUGAUCUGUCAGUAAUUAAAAGGGUAAUGGGUAAAUAUAUUAAUUGCUCUAAUAAACUUAACGUAUGAACCGUUGUCAUCGUCCUAUAUACAUGGUCGAGUAGGAAAGAAGGCGAUGGACAAUGAGUUUAAGACGUUUUUUGGUCAUUAUUACUGGGUAAGUGGCUUAAAAUCAUUCUCAGGACGGUCAGGUUUCUGUAUACAAUUAACCCAUGCCUAUAGUUCCUAUAGUUUUAUGAAGAUUAUCAGACUAUACAUCAAUAUGUAGCUUUUUGGGUAGGUGUUACUUUUAAUUAAUUGUCAUGUAUACAAAUGCAUAGAUAAAUUAACUGAAAGUAAUCUCUGCUCUAAAACAAAACACAUGUUUUAGAUAGCAAUAAUAGGUGGACUGGUAGCAGUCACACUGGCAUCCAUAGUAGUUUGGCUUUUUCUUCGCUGCAGGAAAAGACCAUUCUGUGAAUAUACAGCUUUAGAAGAUGAAGCGGUAUUACAAGAUCGUCUGGAAAUGGAUAGGAAGCUUCAGAGAGAUGCUGAUCGAAAUUUGGCUCUGAUAAACUGUCAACAUUAUCUCCAGAAUUCUUUAAGAUACGUAUUUAUUCAACAACUAAAUGAUUUAGGAAGCAGGGUUGACAAACAUUGGUUUCUUGUCCGAGAUACUGCUACGAAGACAGACCGUCUUCUGAUAAUGAUGCCAGUAUCAGACAAUUGUCCAAUUCUUUGCAAUACUACUACUCGACAAGCACUCCUCGAAUUGUUUGUGGCUUUUCAACAUCCUUAUAUAUAUCCUAUCUUAGAUGUAGAUUUUACAUUCUUAAAUCAACAACAGUUUGUAGUAUUUAUAAUGCCUUUUAAUGACAAAGGAAGUCUUAAGGACUUAAUUUAUCAGAGUAAUUGCCAACAUGAUUGGAGAGAGAAAUAUCAGUACUACGGCACAGGUCUCAGUGAAUCUCAAAUACAACAGUUAGGACGUCAAAUUUUAGAAGGAAUGAUUUUUAUGAGAGAGCAUGGUUUUCCAACCUUUGGCCAUCUUCAUUGUGGAAAUGUUAUCAUUCAAAAUGGAGUAGCCAGGAUUUCCGGAUUGGAAAAUGUUUUAUUAGGAAAUACUACACGCAUUUAUUUUCUACUUCAGAAGUAUAUCUGUGAUAAUCAAGAUUGCGUUGAUAGCAUUUGUUUUGGUCAUCUUUUGUUUGAGAUGGCUGCUGGUUAUGAACUCAAUACUCCUUAUCCAAAAGAAAAGAAUUACAGGGAUUUAAAUCAUUGUCCACGGAUUAUUAAAGUCUUAAAAUUUAUUUUUAGACAAGAAGGUAUUCAUUAUCCUCUUAUACAAGAAGUAAGUUCUUCAUUCAUUACUUUUAUAUAUAAGAGGCAUGUCAUUCCAAAGUGCAUUGCAUCCACAUUAAUACUUUAUUGAAUAUGAAAAAUGAAUACAAAGCUGUAAACUCGACAAUGCUAAUAUUGAUUUAAAAACUAACGUGUAGCAUAAGCCUGUUUUUGAAUGAUGAAAAUGUUUUAUUACAAUAGUUUCUUUUUACACUAGAAAUUUUCCUUUAUAAAAAUUUUUCAAAGUGGAUAAGAUGCAGUUUGGAAUGACGAGCUCAUUAAGGUUGAUGACUUUCUGCUAUAGGACAAUGCAUGGACAUUUAUAAUAAAGUAGUUUGUUAUAAAUAUUUGUUGAUUAACAGAAAUUAAUUAUAUAUGCCUGUAAUUAUAAAAUAUUUAAAUACUCAAUGUUAAAAUUAUUGUCAAUUGUUGUCCAAUAUCAGCUUAGUCAACUCUUUAAAUUUUAUUUUCUUGUUCUGAUUAAUAAUAGUGUCUUUCUCUUUCUAUUACACUAGUGCAGGGAUUGCAAACUGGUGGCCCAUUAAGACUUCAUAUCUGUCCUGCAGCCUUGAUGAUUUCUUAUCUAAAAAUAAAUGUUUCUAACAUCUUGCAGGGAUUAAAACAAAAAAAAUUCAAACAUUUAACUGUAUAUGUAAGCUGUAAAGGACUGGCCGCAAAAGGUCGUUUCUUAGAACUCUUUUUUAAAUUACAGUAUGCUUUGGUUUAUCGAA
Centruroides sculpturatus (bark scorpion) is the source of this 2271-nucleotide messenger RNA. RefSeq names its product slowpoke-binding protein-like. The record is from RefSeq and is a predicted model, not a curated record. The coding region runs from base 726 to 1631 and encodes 301 amino acids. The transcript has 9 exons. Lineage: Eukaryota; Metazoa; Arthropoda; Arachnida; Scorpiones; Buthidae.